This is a messenger RNA of Tupaia belangeri chinensis (Chinese tree shrew), 484 nucleotides long. It is a transcript of the gene NDUFS5, whose product is annotated as NADH:ubiquinone oxidoreductase subunit S5. The record is from RefSeq and is a predicted model, not a curated record. Gene Ontology annotation, biological process: mitochondrial respiratory chain complex I assembly. The transcript is spliced from 3 exons. Gene Ontology annotation, cellular component: respiratory chain complex I. NCBI's taxonomy places the organism in Eukaryota, Metazoa, Chordata, Mammalia, Scandentia, Tupaiidae. The coding region runs from base 48 to 368 and encodes 106 amino acids.
GGGCAGCGGCGGCCAGCUGGAAGGCAAGAGCAGUGCGGCGUGCAGUCAUGCCUUUCCUUGAUGUGCAGAAAAGGCUGGGCAUUAACAUAGAUCGCUGGAUGACCAUCCAGAGUGGUGAACAGCCGCACAAACUCACAUCUCGAUGCCACGCUUUUGAAAAGGAGUGGAUAGAAUGUGCACAUGGGAUCGGCAGUAUCCGGGCAGAGAAAGAGUGCAAGCUAGAAUACGAUGACUUCAUAGAGUGUAUGGUUCGGCAGAAAACGAUAAAACGCAUGAACGCCAUCAGGAUGCAGCGGGAAAAGCUAAUAAAGGAAGGAAAGUACACCCCUCCGUCUCACCACUCGGGCCAGGGGGAGCCUAGGCCCUGAGCAGGGCAGCAGCUGGUGGCUGGAGGCUGGUUUUCAUGCCGCUGAUCUCCACUAGAAAGAUUGUUCCUUGAAAACCUAUUUGUCGAAGUAUGGAAAUAAAGGAGUGCAUCAUUCUA